Molecule: messenger RNA, 1357 nt
Organism: Somion occarium
Lineage: Eukaryota; Fungi; Basidiomycota; Agaricomycetes; Polyporales; Cerrenaceae
Source: the annotation of a GenBank genome assembly
GUGUGGUCGACACCCCAUCCCAGUUCACAAACGUAGGACUGUCGGCGUUGUCCGUAAGCAUUUCGCGGGUUCUUCAUCCAAAGACUGCGAUUGUCCGUCAAGAUACAGCAGUGAUUGGAGAAUCUGACUGUGACUAUUCAUACUAUUUCAACUCACCGCUCACACGAUCUCGGUCAGAAGAACAGAGACAACACCUCUGGCAUUCGGAAUCUUGCUUUUGGCCUCAACCCCGCCGUUCAAGAGAUAGAUGCCGUUUUGAUAUCUCGGCGAUUCCCAAAGACUUGGCUUCUCUGCCCCGACCUCUCCGUAUCCGCUACUCGGUGGGUUGCACGAGGUGCAAGACAUCGCGGCGUGUCAAAUGACUGAGAUACAAGACGACAUAGCUACCACUGUGGACGCGUUUCUAGUCGCCGCUGGGCUCGGAGAACCUCCUUUAGGCGCGUCUUCAAGUCGCGACGAUCCACUGGACUUGGUUUAUUACGUCCAAGAAGGCGACGGCCUGGCUCCUCGCCCUUCUUUGGAUGUAUAACGAGUCACCCUCUCUCAUUUUUAAGCCCCAUCUUCCACGUCUCUUCUCUCUGUUGUCGUAUUGCUCUCGUCGCUCUCUCGCUCUCUAUCGCUUUCCUCGCAUUCGCACUCAAGAAAAUCGAUUACCACAAUGUCCGCCACAAUCUCUACGCUACAAAUAUCUCCCAACAACAAUCUAUCUGUACCCAUCAAGGCGUCGGAUUUACGUUUACCUUCCUACCACUGCUCUUACUUGAACAGAUUCCAUCCAUAUGCGAGAGCCAGCCCUCGACCCCAAGACUUAAUGAAGACCGUAGACCGGCCCUUUGCCGAUUACCAGGACGGCAGGCCGAGUUUCGCUUUGUCCGUAGUCAGUGAAGAAGACGAGAACGCUGUUAACGCGUUUGCGGAAGUUCCUAUUGCUCCCGAAGUGCAAUUGGUCAUUGCCGCUACUCGUCCAGGCCCUCUCAAGGGUAUCAGAUUAUUAGAAGCUGUCAUCGAUUUCGCUCUCAUGAUGAGACGUAGGCUUAGGUCGAACGCCAAAGACAGCUUCCAAUGAAUGACGCAGGACAAUGGAUCGAAGCAUCGGAAUCAUCCCACACCCAACAUUUCUGUUCGACGUGCACCGCUCAUGUAUUCAUAUGUAGUUUCCUAGUGUUUCGAAGAUGCCGGCAGUUGUCAUCGCAUCCUACUACACCCUCACUGGUGCACCAUUGUGUUACAAUCUAGGAUCGUACUAUUCUCAGGAUGCAUCGAUGUCGAUGUCCCGUGCCCAUUGUUCCUUCAGAUCGCUGGAUCAGACCCGGCGAAAAUUUCAGAGACUGUGAGAGCGCGAGAGCGUCGAAGCGAU